This is a messenger RNA of Venturia canescens, 3090 nucleotides long. RefSeq names its product spermatogenesis-associated protein 20. NCBI's taxonomy places the organism in Eukaryota, Metazoa, Arthropoda, Insecta, Hymenoptera, Ichneumonidae. Bases 234 to 2630 code for a protein of 798 amino acids. The record is from RefSeq and is a predicted model, not a curated record. The transcript has 12 exons. Gene Ontology annotation, biological process: carbohydrate metabolic process.
UUCUCCGAGUUCAAAGAGUGUGUUGUUGUGUGAGUGUGUCAUAUUUUUUCUUUGUUUUACAGUGGUUUUACAUAACAAGAGAAAAAAGAAACGAAAGAAAAAUAUUCCGAUGAUAGCGAGAGUUUAUGUAUUCUGCUCGGCGAUAGAAGGUAACUUUCUCGCUUGAACUAUUUGCUUCUUUCGUCGCGGAGAUUCGAAGCAAAUCGUGUGUAAAAGUCGUUGGAUUGAAUGUUAUGAUUUCGGGAAGAUGUUCAAUCCUUUCGGUUGCUCGUUAUGUCUCCGAAAUUUUUAAAUGUUACGGCAACAAUAACGGUGCUGGUAUCAUUUGUUCAGAUUCGUUUUUUCAAACGAUAAACAGACGACAGGUUGAACGAUCGCCGCGAAAUAUAAUGAUAAAUAUCAGCUCGAGAGCCAUGGCUUCAAGUUCAAGUGACAGCUCUCAAUGUUCCAAGCAAAAUAAACUCGCUCUUGAAAAAUCGCCUUAUUUAUUGCAACACGCGAGCAAUCCUGUCCAAUGGUAUCCAUGGGGCGACGAAGCUCUGGAAAAAGCACGCAGGGAAGACAAAUUAAUAUUCCUCUCUGUUGGCUAUUCCACCUGUCACUGGUGUCACGUCAUGGAAAAAGAAUCAUUUGAAAAUCCUGACACCGCUGAAAUCAUGAAUCGUUACUUCAUUAAUAUCAAAGUUGACAGAGAGGAGAGACCGGACAUUGACAAAAUUUACAUGACUUUUAUUCAGACUAUUUCAGGGCACGGUGGCUGGCCCAUGAAUGUCUUUCUCACUCCGGAUUUAGUCCCUAUCACAGGUGGUACCUAUUUUCCUCCUAGCGACAAAUAUGGUCAGCCUGGUUUUGAGAAGGUUUUAAUCACCGUUGCUCACCAGUGGCUGGAAAAUAAAAAGGAUUUGCUUCAAUCUGGGUCCAAGAUUUUGGAGGUUUUGAAAAGAUCUGCAACUUCCAAAAAGAGUUCUUCGGAAAAUGAUGUGCCUUCGGUCAAUUGUGGUAAAACGUGCGUCGAACAGCUUUCGCAAAGCUACGACCGAGAAUUCGGAGGCUUUUCAGAAGCUCCGAAAUUUCCUCAACCAGUUAAUUUAAACUUAUUGUUUCACGAAUAUUCGCGCGAUCCGACCAGCGAAUUGGGAAAAAAGUGUCUGGAAAUGUGUCUUCAUACGUUGACAAAAAUGGCGAAUGGUGGUAUUCACGACCACGUUGGACAGGGCUUUUCAAGAUAUUCAGUAGAUGACAAAUGGCAUGUACCACAUUUCGAAAAAAUGCUCUAUGAUCAAGGACAACUGUUGCGAUCGUAUGCCGACGCUUUUCUCGCAACGAAAGAUCAAUUUUACGCAGAUAUUCUCGAUGACAUUGUGACUUACGUGACUCGUGAUUUGCGACAUCCGGAAGGCGGUUUUUACAGCGCUGAAGACGCUGAUUCCUUGCCCACAAAAAACUCGAAAUCUAAAAAAGAAGGUGCAUUUUACGUUUGGACUCAUGACGAAAUUCAGAAGGUCCUCAAUGAAAAAGUACCGCAUGUGAAAAUACUGAGUGACUUAUUUUCUCAUCACUAUCACGUUCAGAAAGAAGGAAAUGUUGAAAAGCGUCAGGACCCGCACGGUGAACUAACAGGACAAAAUGUGUUAAUCGUUUACGGAAGUGUCGAUGAAACAGCACAUGCUUUUGGACUGAACACUGAAGAAACAAAUGAAUAUUUGAAAGAAGCUCGUGCGCUACUGUUCAAGGCACGAUCCUUGAGACCCCGGCCCCAUUUAGACAGCAAAAUCGUUACAGCAUGGAACGGUCUCAUUAUCAGUGGUUUAGCACGUGCUGGGUCUGUUACAAAAAAUAAAAAAUACGUGAGUUAUGCCGAAGAUGCAGCUAAAUUUGUCGAACGUUAUCUAUUCGAUAAAACAAAAAAAGUUCUACUCAGGAGUUGUUACAGAGGAGAAAAGGACGCGAUAAUUCAGCCAGCGACACCGAUCGAAGGAUUCCACGUGGACUAUGCUUUCCUUGUGAGCGGUCUUCUUGAUCUAUACGAAGCGAGUCUGAACGAUCAUUGGCUGGAAUUUGCUCAGCAGCUUCAGGAUAUUCAAGACAAAUUGUUUUGGGAUUGUGAGAACGGAGGCUAUUUCAGUACAACUCUGCAAGAUAGUUCGGUUAUUCUGCGAUUGAAAGAUGAUAGCGACGGAGCCGAACCAUCGAGUAACUCCGUAGCGUGCAGUAAUUUAUUGCGGCUUUCAUCUUUUUUUGAUCGACCAGAUUAUAAAGAAAAAGCGGGUGCGCUGCUCGCAUCUUUUUAUCGAUUAAUCACACGAAUUCCAGCAGCGGUGCCAGAAUUGGUUUCGGCUCUUUUGCACUAUCACGACUCAACGACUCAGAUAUUUAUUGCAGGUAAAAAAGACUCUAGGGAAACUGAGGAAAUGGUGAAUGUAGUUCGGGAACGAUUGAUACCGGCAAAGUCUCUUCUUCUCGUUGAUCCAUACAACCAUAAUUGUAUAGUAUAUCAAAAAAACGAGAUAGCAAGUAAAAUGAGUGCCAGGGAGGGCCAAGCGACUGCUUACGUUUGUCGACAUCACGCAUGUUCUCUUCCGGUCUCGGAUCCGAGUCAACUCGCCGAAUUGUUGGACUCGCGAGAAUAAAUCUCUUUGUUUUCUUACGAUUAUGAUUCUUGGGUAAUUCAGUGUAUACGAAUUUGCUGAAAUGCAUUAUAAAUUACAAAAUUUUCAGUAACAAUAAGCUACGUCAAAACAAAUCGCAUUGAAGUGGAAGCAGUAAUUUAGAGGACAAACGAAUUGUGAUUUUUAGGGAGAAUAGAUCAAUUUUGUGCCUGUGAAUUCCAAUUGAUAAUGCUGUGGAAGAAUUUUGCAUCCCUGUCUGAACAAAUUGGAAGAUUAUUACAAAUACGUCAAACCCAGUAACUGUAUGAUGACAAUUAUUAUACACUUUGAAUUUCAAAUUUAAAGGGAAUAUCGUUGGAAACGAUUUUGUAAUUACUAUGCGGAGUGAUGAAACAAUUGACGAGUUCAUGCGUUCGUUGAAUUGACAAAAAACUCCACUCUUUUUCUAUACUAUAAUAAAAUAUUUUAUCAGAAAAAUUAA